Quercus lobata is the source of this 963-nucleotide messenger RNA. RefSeq names its product MADS-box protein JOINTLESS-like. NCBI's taxonomy places the organism in Eukaryota, Viridiplantae, Streptophyta, Magnoliopsida, Fagales, Fagaceae. The record is from RefSeq and is a predicted model, not a curated record. The coding region runs from base 206 to 868 and encodes 220 amino acids. Gene Ontology annotation, molecular function: RNA polymerase II transcription regulatory region sequence-specific DNA binding; protein dimerization activity; DNA-binding transcription factor activity. Gene Ontology annotation, cellular component: nucleus. Gene Ontology annotation, biological process: positive regulation of transcription by RNA polymerase II. The transcript has 8 exons.
GUAAUUUACUUUUGUACUAUUCUCUACAUGUCUCUUUCUCUCUCUCUCUCUCUCAACUUUCUAUGCAAAUAGUUUCUAUAUAUCUGGAAUACUAGGUUGGGCUAAUAACUUGGAUAGAAGUAGAACUUUGAAGUAAAGGGUCUGAUAACCUACUCAGCAAAAAAAGAAAAAGAAAAAAGGAUCUGAUAACCUAAUAUCUGGGAAAAUGACGAGGCGGAAAAUUCAGAUUAAGAAGAUUGACAACACGACGGCAAGGCUGGUGACAUUCUCAAAGAGGAGGAGAGGACUUUUUAAGAAAGCUUUUGAGCUCUCUACUCUCUGCGAUGCUGAAAUUGGUCUCAUGGUCUUUUCUGCAACAGGAAAGCUCUUUGAAUACGCCAGCUCAAGUAUGCAGCAAGUAAUUGAAAGGCAUAAUCUACGUCCAGCGAAUCUUGGCAAAACGAACCAACUAUCUCUUGAGUUACAGCUUGAGAACGGUACCUCCUACACCAUGUUGAGCAAGGAAAUUGAGGAGAAGACACAUGAACUGAGGAAGAUUAGAGGAGAAGAGCUCCCUGGAAUGGAUAUAGAAGAAUUACAGAAACUAGAGAAAGAGCUUGAAAUAGGCCUGAGACGUGUUAUAGUAACAAAGGGUGAAAGAUUUCUGGAAGAGAUCAUUGCCCUUCAGCAAAAGGGAGCCCAACUGAUGGAAGAAAACCAACGACUAAAACAGAUGGAGAAUUUGUUUAGCACUCAAACACAUGUACUUGAACAAGGUCAGUCAUCUGAGUCAAUCACCAACAUUUGCAGCUCAUCUGAUCCUCAAGACAAUGACAGUUCAGACAUAUCUCUCAAGUUGGGGUUGAUGUCACUUUCAACUUGUCAAUGAGCAAUUCUUCUGUUUGUAUAGCAACUUAACUAGCAUCAUUGACUGCAUGCCGCUACUAUAGAGAAACUGUUUGCCUUAGUGCAUCGUUCUAUGUC